CCUGCACGCGUGCGCUCAGUUACUCCUGCUAUCGUUUAUAAGUGAAUGACCUUUUCCUCGUCGUGUAAUGUCUUACUGGUGAGGGAUUGGUUUUGAAGAUAAUAAAGCUAGGCUUCACUAUUCUUCGUUUCUCACUUGCUGAUGGGCAAGUUGUUCUGAGCCUUUCACACUAGCUAUACUCAAUAUAUGACGACUCGGGCGAGAACACCUGUAGCUUUUGGUACGAACAACUUCUCGUUGGUGAUCCAUGUGGACCUCAUUAUUUUCAACCUGAAGAUCACUGUUAUCCGCGGCGCAAUGUCGGUUUCGUGAACUUUUGCUCCGAGGUAUAUAGAGUCGGAGUCUGCACCACGGUGCUCUACCCGACAUUAACCUUCUGCAUAACUUGGUCAAGAAGGUAUACAAAUGCUCUCCGUCCAGCCGGACACCAAGCCAAAGGGCUGUGCCGGCUGCAACCGGAAGAUCAAGGACCGCUACCUGCUCAAGGCCCUGGACAAGUACUGGCACGAAGACUGCCUGAAGUGUGCGUGCUGUGACUGCCGGCUGGGCGAGGUGGGCUCCACCCUCUACACCAAAGCCAACCUCAUCCUGUGCCGGCGGGACUACCUCCGGCUGUUCGGCGUGACGGGAAACUGCGCGGCCUGCAGCAAGCUCAUCCCAGCGUUUGAGAUGGUCAUGAGGGCCAAGGAGAAUGUCUAUCAUCUGGACUGCUUCGCCUGCCAGCUCUGCAACCAGAGGUUUUGUGUGGGAGACAAAUUCUUCCUGAAAAACAACAUGAUCUUGUGCCAGACAGACUACGAAGAGGGCCUGAUGAAGGAAGGCUACGCCCCGCAGGUCCGCUGACCCCUGCACGACCCCUCCGCACGUGGGGAAGAGAGCUGAGAGAGGACCUGAAAGGGGACAUACAAUCAGACAGCAAAAGCACUAACAUCCUCUCCAGCCCCUGUCCUUGAAAAUGUACAUAAGAAACGCCCACUUUUGGGCACUGCUGUACAGAAUAGCCAUAGAGACGUUUUGUGAGUGGGAAGGGGGUUUUCACAAGUCCCCCCUAAGAGCAAAGUGACUGUGUACUUGGACAUUGCUGUGGCUCUUUUGAAAUGACCCUGCCUCUCCCCCACCCCCAAGAACCCAUGGCCUUAAAGAAAUAUUUGACUCCCAAGGCCUAACACCUCAGCUACAUACACACACAUUCACACUCUCUUACAUACAUACACACACAAACACCCAACCCUGAAAAACACAACCACAGUCUUCUCCAAGACCCCUCUCCAAGUCACAGUGACCCCCAUUUCACUCCCUUUACAGGCUGAGGACCACAAAAAAAGAGAAAAAAAAAGCAAGAGAAAACAAUCAGCACACUGAUUGGCGAAAAGGCAUGAGUGUGGUACCAUCAGCCAGCAGCAAGGGAGCCAUGUCAACAUACGAUCUCAGGUUGAGUGGGUUUCCUUAUUUCUCUUUUCUGUUACUUUUCUUCUCUUUUCCCUGUGCAAGAGAGAAAAAGAGUCUGAUAGGCAGUCAUCCCUGUAGCCCUGUGCAGCUGGGCACCACCCAGCUCCCUCCCUCUGACUCUCUGCUCCUGACUCAUGGGUUCUGCAGACCUGCCCGGGAUGGCUACACUCAGUGACGCAACUUUAUUAUUAAGAUAAUCCGUGUCCUGCAAAAAAAAAAAAAA
Molecule: messenger RNA, 1672 nt
Organism: Electrophorus electricus (electric eel)
Lineage: Eukaryota; Metazoa; Chordata; Actinopteri; Gymnotiformes; Gymnotidae
Gene: lmo3
Product: LIM domain only 3
Biological process (GO): positive regulation of transcription by RNA polymerase II
Cellular component (GO): nucleus
Molecular function (GO): transcription coactivator activity; DNA-binding transcription factor binding
Source: RefSeq, a predicted model, not a curated record